UCCUCACGAGGCGAUGCUUUCUUGUUGCCUAAGAAGCGAUCCUUUGGAUACGACGUGCCUUGUGCAUUGGGACGGAGUGUAGGCAACACGGCGGUGUAUCGGAGCGUUCAAGCCUUGAACGGUGAAUGUAGAGGAACUGUUAAAAAUAUUGCAGAAUUGCCUUCACGAAAUAAACACGAUGAAGGUCGCGUUACUCGUCCUCACCACUGUCAGCGCAUGCGCAGCAAGAAAUUUUACGGGACUGCGAGCUGCCAGUAACUGCCUUGGCCUUCGCCUUCUGUCCGUCCUACCUCGAUCCCCGGCACCAAACGUGUUUUAUUCUCCGUAUAGUUUGUCCGCCGCCAUGGGAAUGGUCUACGCUGUAUCAAGGGGAACGACGCAGGAGGAACUUUACAAUACCCUCGGCUACAGGUCGGCCCAGAUCCCGAAGGACCGUGUGCUUGAAGAGCACACAACCUACUCCAAAAACGUACUGGCGCCUUCAAACUCGACUGUGAGCACUGCAAACGCGGUAGUAAUUAGCGAAAGCCUUCAGUGCUUCGGUGCCUAUGUGGAUACCUUGAAAAGAGCGUUCGACGCCCGCGUGCUGUGCAUUGACUUCGAUAAGAACGGAAGCACAGUCGUCGAUCGUAUCAACCGAUGGGUCUCCCAUCAAACUCGAGGCAACAUUAAGAACCUGCUGAAAAGUCCUUUCCCGCGUAGUUCUAAACUGGUGCUUUUGAACAUCAUCUACUUCAGGGGCAUUUGGCAGACCCAAUUCAAGAAGUCGGAGACAAUGAAAUUGCCGUUCUUCAACGAUGGAAAGACGCCGGUGCGGGCGGAGACGAUGUGCGGUCGGUUUAACACCUCUCACGGAUAUUCCGAGAAACUUUCAUCCGCGAUUCUGGAUUUGCCUUUUCAAGGCAGAGACUACAGCAUGACAAUUAUUCUGCCUUCGCACAGAACGGGUGUCAAGAAACUGAGGCGUCUUUCGCUGGGCUCCCUUCAAGCUGCGCUGAAGAUCAUGGUCAGAAGAGUUGUCAAGGUUUACCUUCCAAGGUUCAAGUUCGAGACCAAGUACUUGUUAAGCGGGGCGCUAGCAAAACUCGGCCUGCGGAGGAUCUUCGACCCGCGUAGAGCCGACCUGUCGGGCAUCACCGGGGGCCGCAGACGUCGCCUGCACGUGGACGAAGUGGUGCACCGAGCGGUGAUCCGGGUGGACGAAAGCGGAGGCACGGCGGCCGCAGCCACCGCCACGAUGCUGCGCAAGUCUCACUCGAUCGUGCGCGUGUUCCGGGCGCACCACCCGUUUCUCUUCCUCAUUCGAAAGAGAAACGACAACAGCAUCCUCUUUGUCGGAGAAGUCAACAGGUUGUGAACGGCCGAAGCACCUGAGAGCACCGAGGAUCUGCCUUCGCCAUUGCCUCACCGACGCUGUGAAACGCAGUGAGAGGCUGCCGGUCAACCCUUAACCAGAACCGACUGUGUUCCCCAGAUAAAGAAAAAGGGCUAAUCCGUUCCUGGCCUGUUCGUAUGGGCCGCUAAUACCUCAGUGAUUCCCAUCGUUCAACCGGUAUCCCUGUAGUAAUGCUGCAACGGGGGAUAGCUGGAGAGAAAUCACGGCUAAAAAGCUCUGCUUAGAUGGAACAAAGGACUGGUCAGGAAUAGAAAGACAACGUGAAGGGGCGAAGUCGCAACUGGGUUAUUUAUUCGUAACAUCAUGUGCUUUAUGUACAGUUCUAAAAAACAACAUAUACCAGAAGAAACAGGCUGCAAAAGAAAAGAAACAUGCGAAUAGAGUCAGACAACUUACUUCCUUCUUAACAUGUCUGCGUAAGUAAUUUACGCUUUUUUUGCUAGCGCACGCAGUUCAUAAAUUAUAUAUAUAUUCUUCAACAGAGAAAUUGUUGACAAUUGCUCUGUUGUGUACAUAUCACGCUUACAGAUCUAUCAGUGACAUGCAUCUAAAACACCUCGUUAAUUCCUCUUUCCGUCUGGUCAGUCGAUCGCGGGAUAACCUUUGUAUGGCAUGCUGUACUGCAUGGAAUUGCCGUUGCCGAGUGUAACAGAUUGGAAGCCUUUUGACCCAUCAUUAUCCGUACUGAGCAUUUUAGCGUGAAGCGCCCCCCUUUAUGCAGAAAUUACGAAGCUGGGAUAAACAUUUUCUAUUCAUCUCCAAAAAGAUAUAUCUUCAAGCUGUAUAGUUCGGGAUAUUCCUUCCUUUCGGAUUUUCUUUGCAAGACGUGGAAGUUAAGAGUGACAAAAAUAAAUGUGCAGCAUCGCUGA
Molecule: messenger RNA, 2265 nt
Organism: Dermacentor albipictus
Lineage: Eukaryota; Metazoa; Arthropoda; Arachnida; Ixodida; Ixodidae
Product: iripin-3-like
Molecular function (GO): serine-type endopeptidase inhibitor activity
Source: RefSeq, a predicted model, not a curated record